CUCUCCUUCUCUCUCUAUAUCUAUCUCCCUAACCACCCUAUAUAUAUCUCUGUCUCUCUCGACCCCGUCUCUGCAAAAGUUUGGAAUUUGGAUUGGAUUAGUUCUCAGAGCGGAGAUAUCAUUCAUCAUUUUUGCCAUGAUGGGUAGCGUUUGUGGAGAGCAACACAAGCUCCACCACCUCUUCCUCAACAAUAAGGCGCUCAUCAGGGACGUCAUUGACAUUCCUCCCCGGAAGCUCCUCCACCGCCGUCCCACCGCCGCCCCCGUCGGCGAGGUGUUCGGCGACUCGCCCAGGGCCGACGAGGAGGCCCUCCUCCAGAAAUUCUUGCCGUGUAACAAUGGCGGGGACGAUGACGGCGACGGCGACGACGACGACGACGAUCCCUACUCGUCGGACUAUUUCCGCAUGUACGAAUUCAAGGUCCGCCGCUGCACGCGCAGCCGCAGCCACGACUGGACCGACUGCCCCUUCGCCCAUCCGGGCGAGAAGGCCCGACGGAGAGACCCGAGGAGGUAUCACUACUCCGGCAACAUCUGCUCGGAGUUCCGGCGAGGGACGUGCAGCCGCGGCGACAACUGCGAGUUCGCGCACGGGGUGUUCGAGUGCUGGCUCCACCCGGCGCGCUACAGGACGGAGGCCUGCAAGGACGGGAAGAAUUGCAAGCGAAAGGUCUGCUUUUUCGCCCACUCGGCCCGCCAGCUCCGCGUGCUGCCGCCGUCGUCCGAUUCCCCGCCGGCGAAUUCGCCGUCUGCCGGACGGAAGUACUCGAACUCGAACCAUUGCUGCCUUUUCUGCCACAACGUCACCGCUUCUCCAACGUCCACUCUACUGGGUAUGUCUCACCUCUCGCCUCCCCUGUCUCCGUCGCUCUCGCCGCCUCUCUCGCCGGUGAAAGGCCGGUCACUGAGCGGACUCUCUCCUGUAUCCCGGUACGGCGAGUCCUGUGGCUUGACUCAGUUCAAUCCGAGUCCGCUGAGUUACAAAGAUGUUCUCACUGAGCUAAUGAGUUCUCUAGACUCCAUGAAUCUUCAUGAAGCUUCUCCACACGGAAACAAAAAUCUGCCGUGGAUUGAUGUUUCUUUCAGCCAUGGCGACGAUCAGAACCUGUUCGUUCUCUCUCCAUCGACUCCAAGCCCUUCCGUGUCUCGAAAUUUUUUUAGUGAAGGAGAUAGUUCGAGCAGGAGAUUCAAUAAUAUUGAUGACAAACUCAACGACAAUGGCGCCUCGGCCUGCCCCGAUCUGGGCUGGGUCAACGAUCUUCUAACUUGAAAUUGAAAUCGAAUUUCUGAAGAUGGUGAUGAUGAUGACGAUGAAGAAAAUUGAAGAUUGAAGAAUGAAGAAGAAGAGGAGGAUUGAUCUGUACAUAUAGUCAUUGACCAUCGACGCCCAUAUAUAUAUAUAUAUGGAGUGUGUUUAAUUAUUGUUUUACCCAGAUUUCUUCAUUUCGAGUCAGAUUUUCAUCAAUUUGAAGUGUUGAAUUAAGUGUGAGUGAGGUUUCUCCCUUUUAAGAGCUUGGUGUUGUGUUUUGUCUGUCUGUCCCGUAAGAGAGAGAGAGAGAGAGAGAGAGAGAGAGAGAGAGAUUGUUGAUCAUCAUCAGUGUAUUCAAUUGAAGAAGUUGAACUGUAAACAGUAGUAGUGGAUAAAUAAAAUGUGAAUUCUC
Molecule: messenger RNA, 1661 nt
Organism: Diospyros lotus (date-plum)
Lineage: Eukaryota; Viridiplantae; Streptophyta; Magnoliopsida; Ericales; Ebenaceae
Product: zinc finger CCCH domain-containing protein 2-like
Exons: 2
Coding region: 137-1270 (377 amino acids)
Molecular function (GO): metal ion binding
Source: RefSeq, a predicted model, not a curated record